Messenger RNA from Cornus florida, 2361 nucleotides. RefSeq lists its product as uncharacterized. The record is from RefSeq and is a predicted model, not a curated record. The transcript is spliced from 4 exons. The coding region runs from base 1 to 2361 and encodes 786 amino acids. NCBI's taxonomy places the organism in Eukaryota, Viridiplantae, Streptophyta, Magnoliopsida, Cornales, Cornaceae.
AUGGCUCUGGAAGAGAAAUUUGAAAUGCCACUCGGAGAAGAAGGUGUUGCAAAUAUGGCAACUGUUCAAGAAGGCACUGAUCUAAACGAGAAAGUCAAGGUAGUUGCUGUGACGACCCUGCUACCAUCCAGAAUGUCGAACGGAGGAUCUUCAGCAGAUCAACAGACGGAGUUGAUACAAAAGAUGCACGAAGAGUUUCUACACCAGUUUGACGUACUUCGUCAGGCAAACGAAGCAAGCGUGGCUCAGAUCUCCUUGCUUCAACAGCAGAAUAACACUCUGCAAACGACGCUGGCUCAAUUGGUACCACCGCCACUAGUGGGUGACACAGCAGCACCCCCUAGUCAGAAUAUUCCUUCGAUUACUGGACUUUCGCCUGAUGGGGUUCCACCUAAUGGGGCACGACCCAAUGAGGAUGAGCAAGUCGAAUCCAGCCAUAAGCUUAUGGUGUGGUCCAAUGGAAUCCCAGAUGGUACAGGUGUUCAGGAUGUCUUUGACGAGAAGAGACUCCUGAAGAUUCAGACACCUGCCGAGAUGGCUCGAGAAUACAAAAAUUCUUUGAUCAAAACUCCUUUCACUGACGAUGUGUAUCUGGUUGAGAGGCCCAAGAAAUUCACCAUGCCUUCUUUCACCCAGUUUGAUGGAACAAGGGAUCCUUCUCGGCACCUAGAUCAUUAUACUCAAAAGAUGGCUUUGGAUGAUCGUAAUGACCCUUGGAUGUGCAGAGUUUUUCCUACCAGUUUGACAGGAGCAGCACUAGAGUGGUUCAGGAAUAGACCGCAUAAAUCCAUCCCGGAUUACGUAACUCUAUGCACCAUGUUCCUGGCACAGUAUUACGGAAAUAAGAAGCAAAAGAAGAGCAUUGCCAGCCUCUUCACCGUAAGGCAGAAAAGGGGGGAAACAUUGCAGAAUUUCUUGUCAAGAUUCAACAUGGAGGCAUCAGAAAUAGCGGAUUCUCAUCCCACAACUGCUAUAGAGACAUUUAAACUAGCAAUGAUUCAGGGGACGAAGUUCCACACUUCCUUAGUCAAGUAUUCUCCUCCCGACAUGCAGACUCUAAAUGCCAGGGCCCAGAUUUACAUUCGGCUUAAGGAAAAUAUAGCCCACCGAGCGCAGCACGCUACCCUCAUGACAGUGGAAAACAAGCCUCGAGAAAGAGUUCCAACUCCAAAGAUUCAAAAAAGCCAACGUUCCUCAACGCCGAUCACCGAGGCACCUGAAAAAAGGCAAAGGGUAGAGGAAGGAUUUACACCUCUCCGAACUACCUUGGCUCAGCUCUUCCAAGAGAAUAAGACGAAGUUCACAACUCCGCAACCGAUAAAGCAACCCCUGGAGCAAAGGGACAAAAGCAAGCAUUGCGCUUAUCAUCGAGAUUAUGGGCAUUCAACUAACGAUUGCCGAUCCCUCAGGCGACAAGUGGAGAAUAUGAUCGCCAGAGGUGACUUGACGGAUUACCUCAUGACAAAGGAGCAUGCAAAGCCCCGCGAGGUCUAUCCCCGCAAGGUAGAAGGUACGCAAGUAAAAGUCAUCCAUGUAAUACAUGACAGGUCUGAAGAUGAUCAAGAGUCCGAGGAGGUGUACAGAUCCAGAUUGAGGGCGACCCACAAGCUCAGGAAGAUAUCCUCGGUCAAUGUUAUCAAUUCGGGUAGCAUUAGUAUUGGAUUCGGAGAUGGCGACCUAUCCAGAGUGCAACUCCCCCACGAGGAUCCAUUGGUCAUCAGUCUUUUAGUGGCCAAUUGUAUGAUCAGGAGGGUUUUGGUAGAUCCAGGAAGUAGCGCUAACAUAAUCACAAAGACGGUCUUUGAUCAGUUAGAGAUCUCGUCAUCAUCUAUUCGACCUACCUUCAGCCCGUUGAUGGGAUUCGAUGGCAUAAGAGUAGAUCCCCUUGGAGUAAUAGACUUGUCCGUAACCGCGGCGAAGAGGACUCUGAAGGAGAACUUUAGCAUUCUGCCCAAGUAUCUUAAGGUCAAGGAGGAAGAGAAAAUUGCGAAGCCCACCGAGGGGACCCUCGAAGUCGUGGAAGUUAUCCUCGGCGACCCUCAGAAGGUUACUUAUCUAGGCUCUUCUUCCACGUCCGAAGAAAAGGAGGCACUAAUUGAUGUUAUCCGGAGCAAUGCAGAUGCCUUUGCGUGGGAUCACUCGGACAUGGUAGGGAUCGAUCCCUCAGUUUCCUGCCAUAGCCUGAAGGUGGAUCCAGAGUUAAAACCGGUCAAGCAAAAACAUCGAAGGUUUACCCCUGAAUGCAAUCACAUUAUAGCUGAAGAAGUGAGCAAAUUGUUGCAAGCAGGUUUCAUUCGAGAAGUGCAAUAUCCGCAGUGGUUGUCGAACGUGGUAGUCGUACAAAAGAAGAAUGGAAAAUAG